Messenger RNA from Colletotrichum karsti, 1686 nucleotides. RefSeq names its product histidyl-trna synthetase. Gene Ontology annotation, cellular component: cytoplasm; mitochondrion. Gene Ontology annotation, biological process: mitochondrial translation; histidyl-tRNA aminoacylation. Gene Ontology annotation, molecular function: histidine-tRNA ligase activity; ATP binding. Bases 1 to 1686 code for a protein of 561 amino acids. The transcript has 6 exons. NCBI's taxonomy places the organism in Eukaryota, Fungi, Ascomycota, Sordariomycetes, Glomerellales, Glomerellaceae. The record is from RefSeq and is a predicted model, not a curated record.
AUGGCCAAGACCAAGUUCGAGCUCAAGACCCCCAAGGGCACCAAGGACUGGUUCGGCAAGGACAUGAUCAUUCGCGAGAAGAUCUUCUCGCAAUUGAAGAGUGUUUUCCAGAAGCACGGUGGCAUGGAGCUUGAUACCCCGGUUUUCGAAUUGAAGGAGAUUCUCUCAGGCAAGUACGGCGAAGACUCGAAGCUCAUCUACGACCUGGCCGAUCAGGGUGGUGAGAUUACAUCUCUGCGAUACGACUUGACCGUCCCCUUUGCGCGAUGGCUCGCCAUGAACAAGGACAUCCAGAGCGUCAAGCGCUACCACAUCUCAAAGGUCUACCGUCGUGAUCAGCCCGCCAUGAACAAGGGUCGCAUGCGCGAGUUCUACCAGUGCGAUUUCGAUAUUGCCGGCACCUACGACUCCAUGCUCCCCGACGCCGAGAUCCUCCGCAUCAUCGUCGAGGUCUUCGAGGGCCUUGGCUGGAACGGAAACUACACCAUCAAGCUCAACCACCGCAAGAUCCUCGACGGUAUCUUCGAGGUCUGCGGCGUCCCCGCUGACAAGAUCAGGACGAUAUCUUCUGCCGUCGACAAGCUCGACAAGCUGCCUUGGGAGGAAGUGCGCAAGGAGAUGACCGAGGAGAAGGGACUGGACGGAGAGGUUGCCGACAGAAUCGGCGAGUGGGUAAUUCAGAAGGGCAAGCAGGAUCUGCUUCGCAAACUGCAGCGGGAUGACAAGCUAGCCGCCAAUGCCUCCAUGAAGGCUGGUAUGGCCGACUUGGAGCUCCUUUUCAACUACCUCGAGGCCUUUGGCACGCUCGACAGAGUUUCCUUCGACCUGUCGCUCGCUCGUGGCCUCGACUACUACACUGGCCUCAUCUACGAGGUUGUUACGGAAGGAUCUGCCCCUGCUGCUACCCCCGGUGCGGACGACACAACAGUGAAGUCCAAGAAGAAGAGCAAGAGCAAGGACAAGGACGACGAUGACCGCUCAGAUGACCCGAGCGUUGGCGUUGGAAGUGUCGCGGCUGGAGGACGAUACGACAACCUCGUCGGCAUGUUCUCUGGCAAGACACAGAUUCCUUGCGUUGGUGUCUCUUUCGGAAUCGAGAGAAUUUUCAGCAUCACCAAGGCUAGAAUGCAGGCCGAGAGCGAAGCCCCUCAAAGUACCGUUGACGUGUUCGUCAUGUCGUUGGGUUCAAAGGCUGGUCUGAUCAAGGAACGUCUCGAGGUCUGCUCCAAGCUGUGGGAUGCCGGCAUCAAGGCCGAGUUCCUCUACAAGGUCAAGCCUAAGCUGCCUCCCCAGUUCAAGGCCGCCGAGUCCAACGCGACACCGUUCGCCAUCAUUCUCGGAGACGAUGAGGUCCAGAAGGGAGUUGUCAGGAUCAAGGAGCUGGGUCUGCCCGAGGGCCACCCUCAAAAGGACGGUGAGCUCGUCGACAUGGCAGCACUCGUCCCCCAGGUGCAGAAGCGCCUGUCACGGAAGCGCGAGUUGGAUGACUUGGCAAGGGGAGCCGAGGGACUGAGAGUCGUUGGAGGCCUGAAGGGCGAGGACGUCAAGAGCGCAUCGGCGUCUGAGGUCGGCGCUGCGGCGGAGACCCCGGCUGCUGCUGCUGAGGCGCCAGCUGCCGCACCCGCGGAGGAAGCCAAGCCGGCGGCGGAAUCGACAGAGGAAAGCAAGCCCGAGUCAAGCGCAUAG